Messenger RNA from Delphinapterus leucas (beluga whale), 5263 nucleotides. It is a transcript of the gene CNTN3, whose product is annotated as contactin 3. NCBI's taxonomy places the organism in Eukaryota, Metazoa, Chordata, Mammalia, Artiodactyla, Monodontidae. Gene Ontology annotation, biological process: cell-cell adhesion; axon guidance; brain development. The record is from RefSeq and is a predicted model, not a curated record. Gene Ontology annotation, molecular function: cell-cell adhesion mediator activity. Gene Ontology annotation, cellular component: plasma membrane; axon.
UGGCGCCAGCAGCGGCCACAGCAGCCUGGCGCGCAGCGGUGGUGGCGGCUGGCAGGCGGGCGCCGCGGGCUCGGCCGGGAACGGCGCGGAACGGGAGGCUGCGGCGGCGGCGUCUCGCGCGGGCGCGCACGGCUGCCCAGCGAGCCCCGGCGAUCGGCGGCUGACCGGCCGGCGGAACUGGCACCUGGUGAGCUAGCUGCAGGGACCAGAUUAAAGGAUUCACCUGAAGACACAGCAUUCUAUUCAUCAGAGACUGGACAAGAGUUACUCUUGCUUUUGGCAAUUAAAGAUGAUGUUGUCAUGGAAACAGUUGAUCCUGCUUUCAUUCAUUGGCUGCCUAGGAGGUGAGCUGCUCUUACAAGGCCCAGUGUUUAUCAAAGAACCCAGCAACAGCAUUUUUCCUGUUGGUUCAGAGGAUAAAAAAAUAACUUUAAAUUGUGAAGCACGAGGCAACCCUUCACCUCAUUACAGAUGGCAGCUGAAUGGAAGCGAUAUUAAUCUGAGUAUGGAGUAUCGUUAUAAGUUGAACGGAGGAAAUCUUGUGGUUAUUAACCCCAACAGAAAUUGGGAUACAGGAAGUUAUCAAUGUUUUGCAACAAAUUCAGUUGGAACAAUUGUCAGCAGAGAAGCUAAACUCCAGUUUGCCUAUCUGGAAAAUUUUAAAACCAAAAUGAGAAGUACAGUGUCAGUGCGUGAAGGACAGGGAGUUGUCCUGCUCUGUGGCCUCCCGCCACACUCUGGAGAACUAUCAUAUGCUUGGAUCUUCAACGAAUAUCCAUCGUUUGUCGAAGAAGAUAGUCGGAGAUUUGUCUCUCAAGAGACAGGCCACCUCUACAUAGCCAAGGUGGAACCACUGGAUGUGGGAAAUUACACGUGUGUGGUGACUAGUAUGGUGACAAACGCCAGAGUGCUGGGUUCUCCAACUCCUUUGGUGCUGCGUUCUGAUGGAGUGAUGGGUGAAUAUGAACCGAAAAUAGAAGUUCAGUUUCCAGAAACUCUUCCAGCAGCUAAAGGUUCAACUGUGAAGUUGGAAUGUUUUGCCCUUGGAAAUCCUGUACCUCAGAUUAAUUGGAGAAGAAGUGAUGGACUGCCUUUUUCCACUAAAAUUAAAUUGAGGAAGUCCAAUGGUGUGCUUGAAAUCCCCAACUUCCAACAGGAAGAUGCAGGUUCCUAUGAAUGCAUUGCUGAGAAUUCACGAGGAAGAAAUGUCGCCAGGGGGCGUCUGACUUACUAUGCAAAGCCUCAUUGGGUUCAACUCAUAAAAGAUGUGGAAAUAGCUGUGGAGGACAGUCUUUACUGGGAAUGUCGAGCGAGUGGUAAGCCCAAACCCUCCUACCGAUGGUUGAAAAAUGGAGAAGCCCUUGUGCUCGAGGGGAGAACACAGAUAGAAAAUGGUGCCCUUACAAUAUCCAACCUAAAUGUGACCGAUUCUGGCAUGUUCCAGUGCAUAGCAGAGAACAAACAUGGUCUCGUCUAUUCCAGUGCUGAGCUCAAGGUUGUGGCUUCUGCUCCAGAUUUUUCAAAGACUCCGAUGAAAAAGUUGAUUCAGGUGCAGGUGGGCAGCGAGGUCAGCUUGGACUGUAAACCCAGAGCUUCCCCCAGGGCGCUCUCUUCCUGGAAGAAAGGAGAUGCGCCUGUACAGGAGACUGAAAGAAUUUCUUUUUUAAAAGAUGGAGGACUCAAAAUUGCCAAUGUGACUAAAGCUGAUGCUGGAAUUUAUACGUGCAUAGCAGAAAACCAGUUUGGGAAAGCAAAUGGCACAACACACUUGGUGGUUACAGAACCAACAAGAAUAACUUUGGCACCAUCCAACAUGGAUGUCUCAGUGGGCGAAAGUGUCAUUUUGCCCUGCCAGGUGCAACACGACCCCCUAUUAGACAUCAUGUUUACCUGGUAUUUCAAUGGGGCCCUCACAGAUUUUAAGAAAGAUGGAUCUCACUUUGAAAAAGUCGGUGGGAGCUCGUCAGGCGAUUUAAUGAUCAGAAACAUUCAGUUGAAACACAGUGGGAAAUAUGUUUGUAUGGUGCAGACAGGGGUGGACAGUGUUUCAUCUGCCGCUGACCUCAUAGUAAGAGGUUCACCUGGACCACCAGAAGACGUAAAGGUAGAUGAAAUUACAGAUACAACAGCCCAACUCUCUUGGAAAGAAGGUACAGACAACCACAGCCCAGUUAUAUCCUAUUCUGUCCAGGCACGGACCCCUUUCUCCGUGGGUUGGCAGACGGCCACAACAGUGCCUGAGGUCAUUGAUGGGAAAACACACACAGCUACGGUAGUCGAGUUAAAUCCAUGGGUGGAAUACGAAUUUCGGGUUGUAGCCAAUAACAAAAUCGGAGGUGGAGAACCCAGUUUACCCUCAGAAAAAGUAAGAACUGAGGAGGCAGUGCCGGAAGUGCCUCCUUCAGAUGCCAGUGGAGGAGGUGGGAGCCGGUCUGAACUGGUGAUCACCUGGGAUCCAGUCCCUGAAGAACUACAGAAUGGUGAAGGUUUUGGAUAUGUUGUUGCUUUCCGCCCUGUUGGAGUAAGCAACUGGAUCCAGACAGUGGUCACAUCUCCUGAUACCCCAAGAUAUGUCUUUAGAAAUGAAAGCAUCCUGCCAUUUUCACUGUAUGAAGUUAAAGUGGGUGUUUAUAAUAACAAAGGUGAAGGACCAUUUAGCCCAGUGACAACAGUGCUCUCUGCAGAAGAAGAACCUACAGUAGCUCCAUCUCAAGUUUGUGCAAAUAGCUUGUCUUCCUCAGAAAUUGAAGUUUCUUGGAACGCUGUUCCUUGGAAGUUGAGCAAUGGACACUUACUCGGCUAUGAGGUGCGGUAUUGGAAUAAUGGAGAAGAGGGAUCAUCGAGCAAACUGAAAGUGGCAGGAAAUGUGACAUCGGCCAGACUCCAUGGCUUGAAGAGCAACUUGGAAUAUUACACGGCUGUCCGGGCUUUCAACAGCGCUGGUACCGGUCCCUUUAGUGCCACAGUUAAUGCGACCACCAAGAAAACUCCUCCCAGUCAGCCACCAGGAAAUGUUGUUUGGAAUGCUACAGACACAAAAGUGUUACUUAAUUGGGAGCAAGUGAAAGCCAUGGAGAAUGAAUCAGAAGUAACAGGGUACAAAGUUUUCUAUAGGACUAGCAGUCAAAAUAAUGUGCAAGUGCUAAACACAAACAAAACUUCAGCUGAACUUCUGCUGCCCAUUAAAGAGGACUACAUUAUUGAAGUUAAGGCCACAACGGAUGGCGGGGAUGGGACCAGUAGCGAACAGAUCAGGAUUCCAAGAAUAACCAAUACGGAUGCAAGAGGUUGUACGUCAGCCAUCUCCAAUGCCCACCCUGUGUCAAGUUAUAUCUCUACAGUACUGUUCCUUAUUGUAAACACCCUGUGGUGAUAGUCACUUUUUUUUUAUUAUUAUUUAUCGGAAAGUUCAUUGGUUACAAAAAAAGUGCUUUCAUGAAAUGCAGUGAUUAUGCAUGUUUUUUUCCAACUCUGUAUUUUUAACUUUCUACAUAGGUAAAAUAUGAAUAUAAUAAGAAAACAAACCCAGUAAAUCCUUUUAGGGGAAUCUGAAAUGCCUUAAUAUUUACUUGAUACACCAAAGGAAUUUACAUAUUACAUACAUCCGGUUUUUGAUAGAGACAUUCUUAUGAUUUUAAGCACUGCCUGUGGAUAAAGGCUCACAUGCUUCCAUGUAUACACACCCACAUGCAGACACAUACUUUUGUGGGUUUGUUUUUUUUUUAACGUAGAAAAACUCAUUUACUCCAGAUGCUUUGCUCCCAUUGUAACAGCACUGUUUGGAAGACAUAAUUAGUGUUAUUUGGAAAUGCUCAUUUGAAAUACUCAAGGGUGAAAGAUACAUUUUAAAAAUUACCCUGUUGGGCAGAGGGUGCAUGUAAUUCAAAAGCAUGUUGUUGGAGAUGCUACGGUAGACUUUGGAAGAGUGCUGUUUCGUCCGGGUAUACUGCUGCGUGGUUGUGAGAUUCUUUACAAAUCACUGCUCUCUCUACUUCUCAAGCACUCACCCUUAAAAUGUGGAGAUAAUAAUACCCAUCUUAUCUGCCUCUCCCCCAUGAAUUACUUGCUAAAAGAUAAAGAAGGAAAUGUGAAAGUGCUUUGUUAGCCCUAAUGCACUAGGCCUGUGCAAUAUAUUAGUAUGAAUUUAUUUAAUCAUAUUGAAGUCCUGAGGACCAGCCACAUUUUUAAAGUUUGCAUUCCAUUCUAGGUAAUGCUUUCCUUUUCAUUCCAUGAUAUUAUAAAACUGAAAUGAUCACAUUUUAUCCUCUCUCAAAAGGUUUAAAAAGUGAAAUAAAGUAAAAAGGGAUUGUUUCCUUCACACCUAAGAAAAAGCUUUCAGGUUUUAUUAAAACAUGUUGGAGAAAAUUAGGAACAACCUGAAUCUUAAUCCAGAUAUUAAACAAAAUGUACGUGAUCCUUCAUUUCCAAUCUCUGAUUCCAUCAAGGGACCCUCUCUUUUUUGGAUGGUGGAGAUGGUUUUUAAUGAAAUCCAACCGUUUAUGAGAGUGAGUCUGGCAGGCUUUUUAGUUCCUGAGCUAAAUUUGUAAUAGAACCGUGGCCAUGCUGCUGACUUAGAUAUGUAUGACUCAGUCUCUCAAUACAUGGUGUUCAAAGGAUUGUCGAAGACAUGACUUCAUAGCAGUAUGUAAAAAAUAUAUGAAAAUCAGCAGAUUGAGUGUUACACAUUGCAAAAUCAAUUUUUUGCCUCUUUCCUGCCCAUUUCACAUUUUACAGGAACUUGUUCUUUGCAAAGAUAUCUGAAUUUGAAACCAACAGAUAUCACAAGAGAAUACAUAUUAGCAAAAUUCUGAUAUUACCAUAGAGUGUUACUUUACAUUUAGAGAUCACAUUUAAGAUAAAGUCAUUAUACACAAAGAAGAAAAAUAUUUAUAACUUUUCUCUUCAAGGUCUGUAUAUACUGUAUAUAUCUAGAAAAAUUCUGAAUGACGAGUAGAUUUCAUAUGACCAUUGUUAUUUCAGGUCAAAAAGUGGAGAAACACUUUCUCCAAUACCUGUAUUUUAUGCUACAUGUAAUGGAGUUGUACCUUUUUAUUAUUUGGUAAUUCCUAUAAUAUGUUCCUAUACUUUUCAUUUUCAAGGCAAUUACUCUAUUGUUUCAUGGUGUUUCUAGAAAUAUAUCUCCAUGAGAUAUGUACUUUGUUUCAUAUUGAAAAGUAUAAAAUUUACCUUUAAAUUCCUGUGUGUGUAUCCUAUGGUUAUCUGUAUGUAUUAUUUUUUAUUAUUCUAAUAAAAUUUAUAAAAA